UGGACGAAUCAAAAAAAAUCCAAACUCUUAAAACUCGCGUCGAAUUCAACCUGGUCCAGCAAAAACAAAGUCUCGAUCGAACUCUGAUGAAGAAAAUAGGAAUGUCUCUGGACAAAUCGUGACGCGACCCAGCACUCGCAUUUGCAUACAAAAACCUGAGGCACGCUGAUGCCAGGCAAACCUGACGAAGAUUAGAUACAGCAGCAGAUCGAUUCUACGGCGAGGACAGCGAGAAGUCGAUAGCCGCCCAUACGCGGCCGCCGGCGGCGAGCGAGCGAGCGAGCGCGCCAUGGCGAACCACCGAGCUGUGAUCGCGGCCGUCCUCGUUUUCUGCUUGUGCUUCGUUCAGGUGGCCCGGUGCGAUGUGGUCGCCGCCGCCGUUUCUCCGUCGUCGCCGGAGCAGGCGCAAGAGCUUCAGAUGCUGAGAGCCAAAGUCGCGUCGUUAGAAUUACGUUCUUUGGGUUUAGAGGAUGAGAUCAGUGGGAGGAAGGAGGAGACCUUGCAGCUGGAGAAUGUUGUCAGGGAGAAGUCAGCACAGAUUGCGGCAUUGGUGAGCGAGCUAGAAGUUCUGCAGGUGCCUAAUGUUGCUGACGAUGAAUCAGUGCUGAAGGCAAACGCCCAUAAUGAGAUGCUUGAGAAACAGGUUCUGAGGCUGGGUAGUGAUUUAGAGGACCAAGUUAAGAAAGGGGAAUCACUAGAAGCCCGCGCUAGUGAAGCAGAGAAAAGUUUGCUUGAGCUUACUCAGAAGUUGGACCAUGCUGAAAAGAUAAAUAUGGAGCAGAAGAAAAAAAUUGAGGAGCUUAACCAUAGUCUUCGGCAAGUCCAGGAUAAACUUUUUGAAGUGGAGAGGGAAGCAAAGUUGAAGGCGGAAGAGUUGAUGAAGGUUCAUGGCAUGUGGCUUCCACAUUGGGUCAUGGCUCGUUUUGUGUAUUGUCAGGACUUGGCUUCUGACAAAUGGCAGCUCCAUGGGAAGCCUGUGCUUGAUGCUCUGGCGCAGAAGAAAUCGGUUCCUGCUGCCAAAGCACAUCUCAACUCUCUGAAAAAAAGCACCGAUGUAUACGCAUCGGCAAUAGCUACCAGGAGUACCCAAGCCUAUAGAGUUUGCAGAGACACCAUCCAACCAUCAAUGGCCAAGGCACAAGAAUUUGCAGAUCACUAUUGGCAGGAAUCCAAGAAGUUCACCACACCAUACAUCACCAAGGUUGUCGCAGCAUCUGAACCUCGUCUGUCAAGAGUAUGUGCCGUCCUCGAACCUUACACGAGGCCUGUCAUAUCUGCUUGGAGAAAGCUUGUUAUGUCAGCAAGUGUACCCCAUCGCCAGGUUCAGAAAGGAAUCAAACACUUCGUAAACGAUAACGGGCUGCUGAAAUCUGAUUCGGCCGACAGGUUCGCAUGGUUCACGGCAUCAGCUUUGGUCGCUCUACCGAUGUUCUACACCUACAAGAUGCUCUCAGCUGCUAUAUGGAGGAAAGCUGUGGCAGCACAGGGCAGUGGCGGCACAAGAUCAAAAAAAGCCUCGAACCGCAGGCGCACACAGAGAGUGGACAGCUAGACUUCUAGAAGUGUUCUCAAGUUGAGACAUUAGUACUGGGACAUGCGUUUCUAAAGGCAUACCGCAAAAUCCUUUAUAUUUUGAUAUGAAUAUAUAAUAGGAAACUACGGAUAGACUGAAAUGCACGCAUAAAUCCUGUACAUAUGACGUUCAUGUGUCAUGGUUGCUGUUAAUAUGGUCUGACAUGGUGUAUAUAUGGAUUUGAUUUUUUUUUUAAAAAAAACACACUGUACGCAGCCGCCGUAUGUAUCAUAUAUACGCAUAAACACGUAUGAACGUACAUAACAUAUGUACCACUAUGUUUUUGAAGAUUCGACUCAUAUAUUUUAAGAUAAUGAAAUUAUCGUA
Messenger RNA from Oryza sativa Japonica Group (Japanese rice), 1900 nucleotides. RefSeq names its product spindle pole body component 110. NCBI's taxonomy places the organism in Eukaryota, Viridiplantae, Streptophyta, Magnoliopsida, Poales, Poaceae. The record is from RefSeq and is a predicted model, not a curated record.